Molecule: messenger RNA, 875 nt
Organism: Thunnus maccoyii (southern bluefin tuna)
Lineage: Eukaryota; Metazoa; Chordata; Actinopteri; Scombriformes; Scombridae
Exons: 5
Coding region: 19-663 (214 amino acids)
Biological process (GO): response to bacterium
Source: RefSeq, a predicted model, not a curated record
CCUACCAUAUGCACAAAGAUGAACUUCACCUUGGUAACGACUUUACUCUGUUGUAUCGCUGCCUCUCUUUCUGAGUUUUACACUGUGGAGGUCCAGCCUGGUGAAGACGUCAUACUGCUGUGCUCCAACUUUUCCAGUGUUCCCAUUCACAUACACUGGUUCAGACUGGCCAACAGAUCCAACACCAGCUGCAUCUCCUCUAUGGCCAGCUCUGAUUCCAAUGUUUCAUUUUGUGAUGGAUUUCAAAAUCACAAAUUUAAUAUGACAUCCAACACCACUGCCCUCUUUCUCAAGAUCAAACAAGUGGAUUUAUCUGACUCUGGACUGUAUUUCUGUGGAUUUAAAACAGAUGGAAACCCAGUUAUUGUCAGUGCAACAUAUUUAAAGGUUCAAGAAGUGUUUGAUGGAAUAAGCACGCUGAUGAGUGCAAUCCUGGUUGGUCUGACUGUUUUCCUCCUUCUAGUCAUCAUUGGUCUGGUUGUCAAAAUAAGGAAACUUCAUACAGCUCAAACUGAGGGACAGAAUCCACAACACAGUGAGAAUCUGGGCUCUGAUGCCCUGAACUACGCAGCGCUGAGUUUCCAUCCAAAAGCAAAAACUAGGAGAAGGCCUGCAUCAGAGAGAGAGAUGGAGACAAAUGUUAUUUAUGCUGCCACCAGAUAGACUCAGCAAACAACUGAAACUGAACGCUGACUGGAACUGAUGCUUUAUUAAAUCCAUCUUGUUGGGGUUUUAUGUGGGUGGCAGAUGUUACCAUCACUGUCAAUAAAUUAAAUUUUCUAAUAAAGAUUCUAUAUUCACUCAAGUUGUGCUGAUUCAUGUAAAUCUCCUUUACAGUGUAAAGUGUGUUUUAAUUCUUACUUUCCAGCCAAAAU